Molecule: messenger RNA, 1342 nt
Organism: Vespa crabro (European hornet)
Lineage: Eukaryota; Metazoa; Arthropoda; Insecta; Hymenoptera; Vespidae
Gene: mRpS29
Product: 28S ribosomal protein S29, mitochondrial
Exons: 6
Coding region: 145-1314 (389 amino acids)
Biological process (GO): apoptotic process
Cellular component (GO): mitochondrial small ribosomal subunit; mitochondrial ribosome
Molecular function (GO): structural constituent of ribosome
Source: RefSeq, a predicted model, not a curated record
UGAGAAUAUUCUUCUUAAUAUAUAACUUAUGAUUAUUUUGCUGUAAAAGAGAAAAAUAUGUUACAGUAUUAAUUUUAGUAUGAAAACUUGAACAUAUUUGUCGAUAUAUUAAACAAUUGUAUAUUUAAAUAGAAUAUUGCAAAUAUGUCAUUAACAUCUCGAUUAUUAUUACAAUAUUCAUAUCGAUUAAGAUGGCAAAAACAAUAUAGUACUUUGGUGAAUGUAUUUCCAAAGGAUAUAAUAGAUGAACAAUUUCAGAGUUUUCGUACAAUAGAAUCAAAUCCGGUAAAUCAUAAUGAACAACAUUUGAAUAGAAUAUAUACAAUACCAAGCCAUAUAGUCAAGACACUUUAUCAAAAUAUUGGAAUUCCAAAAAAUUUUCUUACUCUUUCUACUGCUUUCAAUGAAUGUUCUCUAUUAGUUAGAAAUCCUGCCUUAGAAGUAAUAUCAUAUCUUGAACAAGCAGAUUAUAAUAGACCUAUAAACAAAUAUGUAUUAUAUGGAAAAUUUGGUACAGGAAAAUCAAUGACAUUAAUGCACAUAUUACAUUAUGCUUUUAUAAAGCAGAUGAUAAUAGUACAUGUGCCUUCACCUAACAUUUGGUUUCGAUUCCCAAAAGAAAUUGCGAAUUUGUAUAAAAGUCCAGAUAUCAUAGACUUACCAAUUGAUGCAGGGAAAUGGUUAUUAUAUUUUAAAAGUCAGAAUAAUGAUCUUCUAUCAAAACUUGAUCUUAAAAUAUCGAGAGAUUAUCAAUGGAAUAUAAGAGAGAAAGCAUCUAAUGGUACUUCAUUGUUAGAAAUGAUAGAGUUUGGUAUAAAUAGAGUAAGAUAUGCAUCCAGUGUAAUAGAUGCAUUAUUGAUGGAAUUAAAAGAAGCUAGCAUUGCAGGAAAGUGUAAAGUUUUAACAGCUGUAGAUGGUUAUAAUGCGUUUUGGUCAGAUCAGACUGGAAUACGCAAUGAUGCUAAAGUAUGGGUCAACCCUCGACAAAUAUCAUUAACUUUAUCAUUUCUAAAUUUUAUAAAAGCUGAUUGGUGCAAUGGAGCUGCCGUUUUAACAUUAGAUGCUAAAGCAUGCAAGGAUAGAAGAGAAUCUGACCAUCCUAGAUACUUGCUUGGUAAAGAUGGCUUUGAAUGUUUAGAUCCUUUUAUACCUAUUUUAUUAGAAAAUUACAAUAAAGCUGAAUUUGAAUCAUUAAUGGAAUAUUACAAGGAGCGAAAAUGGAUUAGGGAUAUUGAUGCAGAUGGAUUAGCAGAAAUAUGGGCAUUGACUAUUGGUCAUCCACUCGAAAUAAGGCAAAUUUGUAAAUCCUUAUAAAAAUAUUUUAAAUAAAGUAAACAAAGAA